Molecule: messenger RNA, 756 nt
Organism: Styela clava
Lineage: Eukaryota; Metazoa; Chordata; Ascidiacea; Stolidobranchia; Styelidae
Source: RefSeq, a predicted model, not a curated record
AUGAUUUUUUUCUGUACUAGAGUAUUGAAAUUAGUUCCAAAACGUUUUGAUGAUCAAAUCAGGAUUUCAAUAUGGAAUGUGGUUUAUUAUAAGAUAUCGAAAUUGAAGUUUUAUCCGACAAUUCUGUUGAAGUUUUGUCCUAUCACAUUUCACAAAGCUACCAGUAGACAGACUUCGGCUCACUACGCAGUGCUUGAGCACAGUGACGUCAUCUCUGAAUACAACUCACAAACAACCUAUUGGGGAGCUCAAAGAGAAUGUGAAAGCAAAGGAAUGAGACUUGCUCGUGUAGAUAGCAUAGAGGAGUUAAAAGUUAUUCAUGAAAGAUUUGCGAGAAACCUGGAUGAAAAUUAUUGGAUAGCUUCAAAAUAUGGUAAAUGCGUUUACAUGAGACGCAAUGAAUUUGAUGUAUCUGAUUGUACAAAAACUUCACUUCCUUAUGUGUGUGAAGUAGUUACUCCGUGGGCCGUAUCAUUAUCUGAAGAAUCUCCAAAACUUCACGAAGGGGAAGAACUUCAGAUUGGGUGCACAGCUAAUGGAUUUCCCCAUCCUGACGUAGCCUGGUACAGGGACGGUGAUUUGAUUACAACAAAAACCGACCAGCGCGUCCGUCAGGAUGUUGUUGUCGGAAGUUCUACACUUAUGAUCAAGAAGGCUAAUUUAGCCGAUGCAGGACAGUACAGGUGUUACGCUACCAACGCCGCAAUCAACUUUGAAAAGAAAGUAUUUGCGUUGAUGGGACUGAAAGGUCAGUGA